This is a messenger RNA of Vigna unguiculata (cowpea), 4577 nucleotides long. RefSeq names its product LEAF RUST 10 DISEASE-RESISTANCE LOCUS RECEPTOR-LIKE PROTEIN KINASE-like 1.4. Gene Ontology annotation, molecular function: polysaccharide binding; ATP binding; protein kinase activity. Lineage: Eukaryota; Viridiplantae; Streptophyta; Magnoliopsida; Fabales; Fabaceae. Gene Ontology annotation, biological process: protein phosphorylation. The record is from RefSeq and is a predicted model, not a curated record.
CUUCAUAAACAUUCUUUAUAAUUUAUUUUCAGCGUCAAAGGCUGAGUUUUGAUUUUAGCCAGUCAAAUUGAAAAAUAUAUAUUCUUUAGCAAAAUAUUUUAUCUUUCUCAAAGAAAGUGUAGUCAUUAAGAUAUUUGCAUCACUAUUCGGGAUUCAUACUUUUUCGACUGUAUAUAUAUAUUUUCUUAUUCAGUCAAGUCCGAGAUUUUAUUUUCAUUUUUACGAUACAAACACAUUUAUGUUACAUUGAAGGUCGAAAAAACAAUGAAGUAGAAGACGUAGAAUAUGGUUGGUUUCAAUUUCUUUAGUACGGUCUACUCUUCUGGAAGCAGACUUAGGGAAAUUUGGAAUGAGACAAAAAUAUGGAGUUAGUGUGUAUGCAAUGUAACAACAUUAUUCUACAACAACUGCAUCUAACAUAAGCUAAGGUCACGUAAUCACACCCAGAAUAAAUAAAUAAACAAAGAAACAUGCUUAGUUGCCGUUUGGCUUGGGUUUCUUAGAAACAUCAAGCUUUGAAAUUUACAUGUUUGAAAGUGAAACACCAAAUGUUAAAGAGUUCCCAAUAUAAUAAUCUACGCGCUACUUUUACUGAUUCAAUCCUUCUUUUCUUCCUUUUACUCUCGACCUGCAUCCCACAUCUUUUCUCAUCCUCCAACAAUGAAACCUAAGCCUUGCUUCGUCUUCGUCGUGUUGCUCAUCUCAACCAAUGUUCCAACCUAUCUUUGUGAGGACGAUGCUCAAUACAGCAACUGUAGUAACGCUUUUACAUGCGGAAAUACGAAUCUGGAUCUCAGGUACCCCUUCUUCGGAGAAAACAGAGAUAGUUAUUGCGGUGAAGAGAGGCUCGCAUGCGAAAGGGGAGUCCCCAAGAUAACCCUCAACGAUGCCAAGUACCGUAUUCUGGAUUGGCAUAAUACAACACAGACAGUAACAAUUGCCAGAGAUGAUUAUUGGGAUGGUAUCUGUGUGAGUGAGUACAAGAACAACACCUUUGAUAACACUCACUUUCGAUAUGAUCAUCAAUAUAAUGAUCUUGCCAACCUCACGCUCUUUUAUUGCCCUUCCAAUUCACCCCCCUCUAUAUCGACGAAUCCACUUGGUCCUCUUAUUUGUGGUGCUGCUGAUAGAUAUGUCUACUACACUUCCCAGUCUGAACUUUCCUACACGGGGAGUUGCACGGUUGUGGUGAUUCCGAUAUUUGAAACCAACGCUUCACUUGUGAUUGACAACAAAAUAAGUGAAGCGUUACAGAAUGGUUUUGAGUUGAAUUGGGUGGGAAAUUACGAUGACUGCAACAAAUGCAGUGAUUCUGGUGGUGAGUGUGGGGUUGAUGGAGAUGGAGGAUUCCAAUGUUUCUGCAAGGAUGGACCCCAUUCUGCUACAUGCACAGGUAUGUCUGUAUUUCCAUUUCUAUGCAGUUCUCCGUUUCAUUGUGCAAAUCUCAAAAACCUGAGUUAUCCUUUCUGGGGAUAUGGUAGACCCCCAUAUUGUGGCCACCCUGCGUUUAACCUUCAAUGUACAGGUGAAGUAGCAACGCUUACCCUGAUGUCGGAGACUUAUAGAGUUCUUGAAGUCAAUGAUUCGGAUCAUAGAUUCAAACUUGUAAGAACUGACUACUGGAAUAACAUCUGUCCAACUAUCCUCAGGAACAUCACUGUAGAUGGCACUUUCCUUAAUUAUGGCUCAGAUUCUCAGAACCUCUAUUUCUACUAUGAUUGUCCUUCAUUUCCUCAAUCAGAUACCGUUUUCCCUUGGUUUAACUGUAGCGUAAAUGGAACUCAAAUGAUUAACUAUUUUGUGACGGAGGGCAUGCUUGAGAAUUCUGAGUCAGGUGAAAUCAUGGCAGCAUGCAAAUCUAGAGUAGUUGUUCCGAUUUUGGAGUCAGAAGCUAAACUUCUAGAAAGAAACUCAACGACGGAAAAUCUUAAGGCUGUUCUUGAUAAUGGUUUUGACGCGGAGUGGGAUGCAAACAAUAGUUUGUGUGAGAAAUGCCAAAACUCUGGUGGGUACUGUGGUUAUAAUCCAAGCUCGGGUGAAUUUUCUUGCUAUUGCAGCAAUGGUUCUUCUCCAUCCACAUGUAAAAAUUCAGGUGAAGUUCAUAGGACUGCCACCACCGACGAACGAUAAACCAUGUUGUCCCUGUCGUCGACCACUACCACCACCACCAUUGUAGUCAUCACCCUCAUCUUCUCUCUCCACCACACGACGUCGUUGCCACCCGAUGCACCACUCUCCACCUGCCAAGUCACCUCCUUCAACUGCGGCACCAUCACCAACCUUUCCUACCCUUUCACCGGCGGUGACCGCCCCUCCUUCUGUGGGCCACCACAGUUCCAUUUGAACUGCCAAGACGGUGUCGUCCCCGAGUUGAACAUCUCAUCAGUCAGCUACCGAGUCAUUAGUAUCAACUCGGUGGCUCAGACCCUCACCUUGGCAAGAUUAGACCUUUGGAACGAGACAUGCACGCAUGUUUACGUGAACUCAACUUUUGAUGACCCCAUCUUCAGCUAUGGUUCCGGGAACCAAAACCUGACCUUGUUUUAUGAGUGCAAACCCACCUCAGCGUUCCCCAAAACACCAGAAAAUCUGUUUCACUGUGAGAGUAAAGGGGUUUUGAAUGAGUCUUAUUCUUUGGUUGGUUCGUUACCUUCGGACCCUAUUGCAGUUCCAAUUGUUGAAUGCGUUCAACAUAUUGCAGUUCCAAUUCUGAAAGAGCAGGCUGAUAGACUGGUGGAAAACCGGUCUUUGCUUGGGGAGAUUCUGAUGAAGGGGUUUAAUGUGAACUAUUGGAAUCCUUUUGAGAGUGUGUGCGUUGAGUGUGUUGGUUCUGGUGGCCACUGUGGCUUUGAUUCUGAUAAGAACCAACCUAUUUGUAUUUGUGGGGAUCAAUUGUGUUCAACUCCAGGUAAACGCAACAAUGUAGGUGUAGCAAUAGGCGCUACUGUAGGAGGAGUUGCAGCCCUUGUUGUCAUUCUUGGAUGUGUGUACUGUAUGGUACAAAGAAGAAGAAAAACUUAUCAAAAAUCAAGAAGUAUGGAGCUCUUCAUAGCUCCAACUUCAAGCGGAGACACUUUUGCAUCCACUACUAUCACCUCUCAAAGUCUAUCUUCUUACCAAUCUUCCAAGACUGAUCCAGUGGCCAGGAGUUACUACUUUGGUGUCCAGGUCUUCACCUAUGAGGAACUGGAGGAAGCUACCAAAAACUUUGAUGCUUCUAGAGAACUUGGUGAGGGAGGUUUUGGCACUGUUUACAAAGGUGAACUCAAAGAUGGACGCACAGUUGCAGUGAAACGCCAUUAUGAAAGCAACUCUAGGCGUAUUAUGCAGUUCAUGAAUGAAGUUCAGAUUCUAGCACGCUUAAGGCACAAGAACCUUGUGACACUCUUUGGAUGCACCUCUAAACAUAGCAGAGAACUUAUCCUUGUCUAUGAAUUCAUACCUAAUGGAACAGUGGCUUAUCAUCUUCAAGGAAGAGGCUCAAAAUCAACUCUACUCCCUUGGCCUGUAAGAUUGAACAUUGCUGUUGAAACAGCUGAGGCUCUAGCCUACCUACAUGCAAAUGAUGUCAUACACCGCGAUGUUAAAACCAACAACAUUCUCUUGGAUGAUCAAUUUUGCGUCAAGGUUGCUGAUUUUGGUCUCUCAAGGGAUUUCCCAAAUGAUGUCACUCAUGUGUCAACAGCUCCACAGGGAACACCUGGUUAUGUUGACCCUGAGUAUUACCAGUGCUACCAACUCACUGAUAAAAGUGAUGUUUACAGCUUUGGAGUGGUUUUGAUUGAGCUCAUAUCAUCACUACAAGCUGUGGACAUCAACAGGAAUCGCAGUGAUGUGAACUUGUCAAACAUGGCUAUCAAAAAAAUUCAAAACCAGGAACUGCAUGAGUUGGUUGAUCCUUAUCUUGGGUUUGAGAAGGAUCAUGGUAUAAGGAGGAUGACAACAGCAGUGGCAGAAUUGGCCUUUAGGUGUUUGCAACAGGAAAGAGAUAUGAGACCAUGCAUGGAUGAAGUGGUAGAGAUCUUAAGAGGAAUCAAAAGUGAUGGGGUUGGUGCACGGGAAGAGACAGAAACAUUGGAUAUUAGGACUGAUGAAGUUAUACUUUUGAAGAAGGCUCAUUCCCCUGUUUCACCAAAUUCAGUUGUUGACAAUUGGAUCAGUGGCUCCUCUGUAUCUAAUUCCUCAUAGUUUCUAAGUUUUCAUUUUUGUCUUGGUGAAGAUCUAGUUUAGAUAGUGAAACUUGUGUACUGUGUCAAAUGUCAGUGAGCUAGUUUAGAAGUCAUAGCCUUCUCAUGUUUUUUUCUCUAAAAGCUUCUGGUUUGAACUUUUAUUUGGGGCUUGUAUGUUAUGAUGAUGAGAAGCUGAAUUCACUGCUGAUUCAAAAAAGGUAAUAUGCAUAGGGGGCAGAGAAAUAACAUAGAUAUAUAUGUUAUUUAUUUGGUGGUGUAAAUAUUCUCGUGUUUUGUAGCUAAGAUGUAUUUUUUGAAAAGAAUUACGUUAUUCGUAGAAGAAUUCAUACAACAUUUUGUACAAUGUUCUGUUCUGUAUCUACCUUUCCUAUGGCAUUAUUUAUUACA